Molecule: messenger RNA, 1312 nt
Organism: Darwinula stevensoni
Lineage: Eukaryota; Metazoa; Arthropoda; Ostracoda; Podocopida; Darwinulidae
Source: the annotation of a GenBank genome assembly
AUGGCAUCGACAACCUACACCGACAAGGGACCCAAGCCUGAUCGGGGCCGAUUCCUCGCCUUCGACCACAUCACCUUCUGGGUCGGGAACGCCAAGCAGGCCGCCAGUUAUUACUGCACCCGAUUGGGAUUCACCCCCAUCGGGUACAAGGGACUGGAGACCGGAGUGAGGGAUGUCGUCUCCCACGCCGUCAGGCAGAAGCAGGUGGUCUACGUCUUCCAGUCGCCGUAUCAUCCGAACGAGGAGAUGGGCGCGCAUCUGGUGAAGCACGGGGACGGAGCCAAGGACGUGGCCUUCACCGUCGAGGAUCUCGACGGCAUCAUGAAAAAAGCAAAGGAAAGGGGAGCCAAGAUCGUUCGGGACGUUUGGGAGGAGACGGACGAAGGAGGAACCGUCAGAUUCGGCACCGUCCAAACGUACGGGGACACGACGCACACCUUCGUGGAAAGAGGAUCCUACAAAGGAAAUUUCCUUCCCAACUUUAAGGAGCACGAGGAUGCUAACGAUCCCUUGCUUAAAGGACUACCGAAUUGCGGCCUGGAAUUCAUCGACCACGUGGUCGGAAACCAACCAGACCUCUGCAUGGAAGACGUCGCCAAAUGGUACGAGAAGACGCUCCAGUUCCACAGAUUCUGGUCGGUCGACGACAAGCAGGUCCACACGGAAUAUUCCGCUCUCCGGUCCAUCGUCGUCAGCAACUUCGAGGAAACCGUGAAGAUGCCGAUCAACGAGCCGGCGCAGGGGAAGAAGAAGAGCCAGAUCCAGGAAUACGUGGAAUACUACGGAGGCGCCGGAGUGCAGCACAUCGCCCACUUCACCAAAGACAUCAUCAAAUCCAUCGAGAGCUGCAGGCGACGGGGCACGGAGUUCCUCACCAUCCCUGACACCUAUUACGAGCAGCUGAGAGAGAAGCUGAAGACGGCGAAGAUCAAGGUCAAGGAGGACAUCUCCAGGCUCCAGGAGCUGGGGAUCCUGGUGGACUACGACGACGAGGGCUACCUGCUGCAGAUCUUCACGAAGCCCAUGCAGGACCGACCCACCCUCUUCCUCGAGAUCAUCCAGAGACACAACCACAACGGCUUUGGGGUGGGGAACUUCAAGUCACUGUUCGAAGCCAUCGAACUGGAUCAAGCGAGAAGAGGAAACCUCUGAGAAGAUUCCUCUCUUUCCUCAUUUUCCGUUCCAUCACAAAUUCCCUUUCCAUCCUCUCCGAAUCCACCAAAACUUCGUAGUUGCGACUCUCAUCUAGACGUCUUGUUCUCUCUCUUCGUCUGAAUAAAUCAAAUCGGAAUUUCCCCUGCACGAACGCGGC